AUGGCCCCGAUCCCCCAAGUCAUGUCAGAUGCAAGCUCGCCCGAGGAAGGUCGCCGUCGUUCCUCACCAAGCGCGGAUGGCACGAUCUUGCUGAAAACAACCGACGUGAAUGGGCUGAGGAAUCUCGCUGCGUCGAAGGAGGUCGGUUACUAUCUCAUCCCUGUCGAAGGCAACCUUGGGGAGAUUUCGGGGCUGUCCGUCGAGGCUAACCAAACGUUUGUGUUUGUUCUAUCCACAGAGCCCUUUUGCGUGCUUUUACGCGCUGUGUUCUGUCCUGCGUUUUGCAUGUCCCCCUGGAAGACAAAGACACAUGGGCCUUUGCCCACUUCGGGGAAUGAGUCGAGUGGCACCGGGGAUGAUGCGGCGGCGGCGGUGGAUCUUGCCCCUGUCGCUCCUUUUCCGGUGGCCUUUCUGCCUCGAUCGUGUUCAUCACGGGGAGCGCCGGUGGUUGUUGAUGCGGACUCGUCGCGCACGUCUUUUGUUGCAUCGUUGUCUGUGAUCGAGGAGGAGGAGGAGGAGGAGGAGGAGGAAGAGAAGGCGAAGAUGAAGGAUGAGUAG
Aspergillus aculeatinus CBS 121060 is the source of this 558-nucleotide messenger RNA. RefSeq lists its product as uncharacterized. The transcript is spliced from 3 exons. The coding region runs from base 1 to 558 and encodes 185 amino acids. The record is from RefSeq and is a predicted model, not a curated record. NCBI's taxonomy places the organism in Eukaryota, Fungi, Ascomycota, Eurotiomycetes, Eurotiales, Aspergillaceae.